Neocloeon triangulifer is the source of this 1883-nucleotide messenger RNA. RefSeq names its product acyl-coenzyme A diphosphatase FITM2 (gene Fitm). NCBI's taxonomy places the organism in Eukaryota, Metazoa, Arthropoda, Insecta, Ephemeroptera, Baetidae. Gene Ontology annotation, cellular component: endoplasmic reticulum membrane. Gene Ontology annotation, biological process: phospholipid biosynthetic process; lipid storage; lipid droplet organization. The transcript is spliced from 6 exons. The coding region runs from base 160 to 1326 and encodes 388 amino acids. The record is from RefSeq and is a predicted model, not a curated record.
CAGCGCGGACGCUAACGCCAACAAAGAAUAACGAGCAAUUAUGGAACUAUUUCAAUGUCUGCGAUUAUUUGCGACAAUCUCGUGAAUUCCCCCCGUGUCGUGGAGUUUUGUGUUUUUUGUUUCUUUUUCCAAGUCAUGCCGUCGUCCUGAAUCGAAAAAAUGGCAAGCAAACGAAAAUCCUCGGGCACCAAUAUGAAUUUUCGGCCCCAAAUGAGUGAGGCGACUCGAGAGACGGCUGCAGGACGGCGGCCCCUGCCAGACAGAUCCUCCGUGUCCUCGGUUCUUGUGGUGCUGGUGCUUCACAUUUGUAGGAAGAUCCUGUUCGUCGACCCCAAGUGGAGGGUUUCCUUUUACGCGGGCGUCCUCUUCAUCGUCUCCUUCAUUGCAGACGUCCUGCCCAUCCCAAAGACCUUCCUCAGCAGAUCCGACCAUAUUUUGAAUUUGUACUUUGUGAAACUGGGCUGGGGCUGGACACUCGCCCUGAGCGUGCCCUUCAUCCUGCUGACGUCCUUCACCAUCUGCUGCGGCCGCAGACAGAGAGUGGUAAAGCAACUUUUCCGAAUGGUGAUCGCCACGGUUUGCUGGUACUGCUGGACAAACUUCUUCACCUACAUAGAAACCAACUACGGAAAAUGCUACGUCAACAAGCCAGAGGCAUUUAGCACCAAAGAAAAGUGUCUCGAAGGUGGAUUUUUCUGGCAUGGUCUCGACAUAUCAGGCCAUGCAUUCAUCUUGGUGUACUCGGCGCUGGUGUUGGUUGAGGAGGCCCGGGCCAUAGUUGGAUGGGACUCUAUAGAGGACCUCAUCAGAAAUGAGGAAUUCGUCCGCAACGAAAACGACAACGACCCAAAUAUAGCUCGGCCUUUGCAGGCACUCACAGACUCCGAGCUUGCGAUCUUAAAAACGUCAUACUCAAAGUUCUCUCCGGCGGUUAAAGGCCUCUUUGUGGCCAUCGCCCUCCUCACUUGCAUCUGGGAUCUGAUGUUGUUCGGAACUGCUCUCUACCACCACGUCAUGGCCGAGAAAUUUAUGGGUGGCAGCGUGGCUGUGCUCACUUGGUUUGUGACUUACAAAUUUCUGUACUCGGGCUCCAUGCGUCCUGGCGAUUGUGGCCUCUUCAACUACAAGGACGUCAAGACGGCCAAAGAAGCGCCAGUUACAAAGAGAGCCUCUAUGAAUAGGACUACCAGACCGCCAGGGCAAGGACCCACGUUUAUGGGCAUGCCCAUAACAAAGCCUCCGGAAGACGCGGCCAAAACCAAGGAGGAGCAAGAACAAAUUAACUCAAAGUGGCUUCCUCGAAAGCAAGACUUUUUUGACAGCUAAUAAUUGAACGAAAAUCUCAUCAUCAAAGAUUUCUUGGCUGAAAUGUGCUCAUUAUUUGAGAAAAUAUUUUGUUGUUAGCAAAAAAGGCAUUACUCGUCAUGACAAGCUUUAAAUUGAUUAAAAGUCUGUGCCUUUGUAAAAGAUAAAGAUUUUGUGUCAAAUCUUUUAAGUAUGCCAAAAAUCAUAAAUCACCAGUCAAUGACUUUUCUUCUUACUUAGUUUUAAAUGUUAUGGAGAGUUACUUAUUUAUGUUUGUUUUGUUUCCCAUGAACUGUAAUUCACAUCAUUUUAUUUGUGAAAUCCAUUUCCCCUUGAGGUUGCUCUGUUAUUUAAUAAAACAUCCUUAAUAUUUAGCAGGUCAUUUAUUAUGAAAAUUAUUCCUUAACGCACCUUAAUGUAAUUCAAUCUUGUUACUUAUCUACUAAAUUUGUUGUGUAUUAAAUCAUUAAAUGUCCUGGCAAUCAAAAAAAUUGAGAUCCACAAAUGAAUAAUACUGACUCAGUCUCAAAAUUACUUCAUGGAAUUUAAAAAAAAAUGCCAGUCUUCUUUCUCGACAU